GACAACAACGACGACACUCGCGGGUCGCUCAGGGCUCAGCUCUUAAAAAUCACUCUAGAACGGAUUAUUCGCAAGCUAACAGUUGACGCGAUCGGAACGGAAGCAGGAGCGUUUGAUUUGUAUUCCUUGAUCAUUAAUAUUGAUGGAACUUAUAUUAUCAGACAGACUCUUCGGUUCAUCUUAACUUUAGUUACGCUCUUUCUCUUUGGGAUUAAUUGGAUUUGAAACUCCUUAUCGCAUCACUAUCCUGACCAAAGACAACGACAUUUUAAUAAAUGUGUAAAAUAUUGUGUGUGGUUAUUUAAAUACAAAUUUAUAUAAUUAAAAAAAAAAUCGAGGUUUGAAUGUGAUGUGCAGCAAUCAAUAAAAAAUAUUGAUAAUGAAAACAUAAAGAAGUGAAAGAAUAUAAUAUACAGAAUUUUGUAUAUACAAUCUUUUUUUUUCAAAGUGAGAAUCACGCAAGAAAAAUCGAAAGAGUGCGAUAAAGUUCAUCUCAUCGAGAAUAGUUUUGAAAUUGGACCGCGAUAAGACGAAGUGUUUUUAAAACGAAGUUUCGAUUACUGAAAAAGAAAAGAAAAAAUAUAAAUUCAAUUUAUAGAGGAUUGGCUCAUCAACUUUAUCUUCAUCAUUAAGGAAGAUAUUUCCGUUUUCCUUUAAUUAGAACUGGGAUAAAAUAUAACAACUCAACAAUGUUACCCUUUCAUUGGGUGGCAUUCGUAGGAAUUGUGAUCGCUAUAGUUGCUGUGAAUGGAGCUAAGAUUCCGGAAGACAAUUUUAUCGAUCCAAAUGCAGUCUAUGGGAGUGAACAAUACGUUGAAGCCGUACAAAAUCUACACCGACGAAGAUUUAAAAGAAGUAAAGGAUUUGCUCGUGGUCAGACUCAAUCUCAAUAUUUGAAUUUUGGCAAACCAGAACAAGAUGGAAAAGCUGAAGCAGAAGCUUCUGAAACCGGGUCAAGAUCGACAGUGUCGGGAACUCAUGGAAUGGGACAGGCUCAAAGUCAGUUUUCUUCGUCUGGAGGAUGUGGGGGAUGUGAAGAUACAAUAGGAUCUCCAGACCCGUAUAGAAUUCCAAGUGACAAACUAAUAACCCCAGGUGGAGGUUAUGCUGACGGCCGAGUUGGAGGAGGUCCAGGUAUGAUGCAAGGAGCUGGAAGAUUUGAUGGAGGACGGCCAGGUGUAGGGCCUGAGGCAGGAUAUGGAAGGGGUGGUGCUGGUGGUAUUGGACCAAGUGCACUAGAUGGAUCUCGGCCUGGUGGUGCGGGUUUUGGACCUGGUGCUGGACCUGGAGUAGGUGUAGGAGGUGGUGCAGGAGUCUCUAGACCAGGUGAUCUCGGCCAAGGUGGUUAUGGACCAGGCAGAGGUGGUAUUGGUGCAGGUGGUUCAGGACCCAUCGGUGGUGGUAUUGGUGGUCAAGGAGGUGUUGGACCAGGAGGAAUUGGGCCGGGUGGUUACGGUCCCGGUGGUGCAGGUCCAGGCAGAGGUAUAUCAGGUGGAUAUGGACCGGGUGGAGCUGGAGCUGGUGGACCCGGUGCGGGUACUUUCCCUGGUGGUGUAGCACAAGGCGAUUCAUCUAGGCCUGGUGGUGUGGGUUCAGGAGGAGUAGGCCCAGGUGGUAUUGGUGGAGGUGGUUCAGGACCUAUCGGUGGUGGCAUUGGUGGUGGUCCUGGUGGUAUUGGACCUGGGCCUGGAGUUAGAGGAACAGGGACCCCUUCAUAUGGCCCUGACGGCUCAGGAGCAGGUAGAGGUGGAUAUGGUCCUGGUUCUGGUGGAUAUCGCCCAGGAGGUGUUGGCGGUGGUUCUUUAGGUCCUGGUCAAAGUGAUAUUCGUCCUGGUGGUAUUGGUGCAGGCGGUUCUGGAUCAGGUGCAGGAUCAGUUGGUGAUGGUGGCCGACCUGGUUAUGGAGACUAUGGACAACCAGGAGCUGGAGGACUCCGUCCAGGCCCAGGUGGAAUUGGUGGAGGAGGUGAUGCUGGUGCAGGCAGCCGUCCGGGUUCUGGAUAUGGUCCUUCUGGAGCUGACACACGAAGACCUGGUGCAGGUGCUCCAGGCACCCAAGGUUACGGACCAGGAGGCACCCGUCCUGGUGGUGCCGGGACUCCUGGCUUAGACGAGUAUUGUAGAUAUACAGAACCUGGUACCGGCGGCAGAUAUGAUCAACGCCCUAAUGUUGCUGGUGGUGCAGUUAUGCCAGGUACAGUACCAAGUGAAACGCUACCAGGAUACAAUUUACCUUCCGACUCGACCGCUGACUUACUCCAUCUACCAGGUCCUGUCGAUGGGGACUCUGAGAAUUAUCCAGGUGGAGAAACAACAAGUGGUUUCCCGGAAGGUGGGUUUUAUCAGGGUGGUUCUUUGCCAAGUGAACAGCCAAAUAGUUUACCUGGUCCCGAUUCACGUUUAGGUGGUCGUGUUCCUUCAGGUGGUCCAGCAGAUAGGUAUGGCUCCGGUGCAGGCAUCCCUGGUGGUGUAGGUGGACAAGGAACCGGAGAUAGAUAUGGCCCAGGUGCGGGUGUAGGUGGUGCUGGCGAUAGAUACGGACCUAGAGGUGGUGCUGCGGGACAAGGUGUAGGUGGCGAUAGGUAUGGCCCUUCAACAAUCCCUGGAGGAUCUGGAUACAUCCCCGGUGGAAGUGGUGGCGGAUAUGGUCCUGGACAAGCAGUGGUACAACCUGGAGGUAGAUAUGGACCGGAUGGUGUUGACAGUACGGGAAGUAGAUACGGUGCAGGAGGAAGACCCAGUGGUGGAGCUAGUGAUGGUUAUGGUCCAGGCAUGGAGGCUGGUUCAAGUCCAGGAUAUGGCUCUGGAGCUGGGACGGGAACUGGGGGAGUUGGAGGAAGACCUGGAGCUGGUCAUGCGUAUGGACCUGGUGGUGGGGUUGGAGAUAGAUAUGGUAUUGGAUCUGUGCCUGGUUCGGGUGGUAUGUAUGGUCCCGGAGUAGGUGGGACAGGAACUGGAGCAGGUGGCCCGGGUGGUGGGUACGGUCCAAGCGGCGGAACUGCAGGUGCUCCAGGAGGUUUAUAUGGACAAGGAGUUGGUGAUGGUAGCGUGGGUACAGGCACGGGCUCAUAUGGACCAGGAGCUGGUGCUCUUAGACCAGGUGCAGGUGGUAUUGGACCAGGAGCUGGUGCUCUAAGACCAGGCUCAGGUGGAAUUGGGCCAGGAGCAGGUGGUAUUGGACCAGGAGUAGGUGGUAUUGGACCAGGAGCAGGUGGUAUUGGACUAGGAGUGGGGCCAGGCACAGGAACUAGUGGUAUGAGACCUGGAGUUUCCGGUACUUAUGGACCAGGAUCUGGUGGUGCAGGAGUAGGAAUGGGUCCAGGAGCUGGUGACUUGUAUGUUCCUGGUGUUGGUGGUUCAGGAGCUGGAUUGGGACCAGGAACUGGUGCUAUGUAUGGUCCAGGAGGUGGUGGUUCAGUAACAAGGCCAGGUUCUGGAUCAGGAGGCACUUAUGGUCCCACAACGGGUGGAGCAGGAACAGGACCCGUAGGUGGUGGUGCCUUUAGGCCUGGUGUUGGAGGAACAGGAAUGAGACCAGGUGCUGGAGGUAUGGAUACAAGACCAGGAUCUGGGGGAAUAUAUGGACCAGGUGUGGGUGGAUAUGGCCCCGGUGCCGUUGGUGCCGGAAUGGGACCAGAGUCUGUUGCUUCGGGAGCAAUUCCAGGAUCUGGUGGUCAAUAUGGACCAGGUGCCGGUGGUGUAGGAGUUGGACCAGGUGGUGCUAGUGGAACUUACGGACCUGGAGUUGGUAGGGUAGGUACAGGAGGAAUGUACGGUCCUGGAGGGGCCGGUGGACAAGGAAUGGGACCAGGCAGCGGUGCUGGAGGAAUUGGCCCAGGUGCUGGAGGAGCAGGAACUGGUGGAUUAUAUGGCCCAGGUGCUGGAGGUGCAGGAACUAGUGGAGUAUAUGGUCCAGGUGCUGGAGGUGCAGGAACUGGUGGAGUAUACGGUCCAGGUGCUGGGGGUGCAGGAACUGGUGGAGUAUACGGUCCUGGUGCUGGAGGUGCAGGAACUGGUGGAGUAUAUGGUCCAGGUGCCGGAGGUGGAGGAACUGGCGGAAUAUACGGUCCAGGUGCUGGAGGUGCAGGAACUGGUGGAGUAUAUAGUCCAGGUUCUGGAGGUGCAGGAACAGGUGGAAUAUACGGUCCAGGUGCAGGAGGUGCAGGAACUGGUGGAGUAUAUGGUCCAGGCGCAGGAGGUGUAGGAACUAGUGGAAUAUAUGGUCCAGGUGCUGGUGAUGCUGGUGGAUUAUAUGGUCCAGGUACAGGCGGUGCAGGAACGGAUGGAUUAUACGGUCCAGGUUCUGGUGUAGGACCAGGUGCAGGAACUGGUGGAUUAUACGGUCCAGGUUCUGGUGUAGGACCAGGUGCUGGAGCUGGAUAUGGUCCAACUGCUGGAGGUGCGGGAACAGGUACCGGUGGACUAUACCCUUCAGGUGGAACAGGAGGAGCAGGUCAACAAUAUGGCCCAGGAGUAGCAGAUGGUGGAACUGGAGGACUAUACGGCCCAGGCGCUGGUUCAGGUAUAGGAAGCGUAAGUGUUCCAGGAGCAGGGUACAGACCAGGAGGUCCUUCUGGUUUGACUGCCCCUGGUGGUGUUGGAGACAUAGGAGGCAUUGGCGGUAUCGGUGGAGUCGGUGUUGGAGAUGGUGCUGCAAUUGGUUCAGGUGGAGCCGAUGAUGCUUUCUCACAAGCCGAAUCGACCGUUAAAGACGGUCAAGCUGCUGCAAGUGCUAUGGGCAAGAAGAAUGGUGGUACAGCAAAGACUCAAGUUUCUGGAACAUACACCUCUUCAGGCACAUUCAGUGCCAGUGCAAUGACAUCCGAUGCAGACCGUGCAGCAAACGCUCAAGUCAGUGGCAGCAACGAAGGUACCAUGACACAAUCCCAAGGCCAAGGUGGGGCUGCCCAGUCACAGUCACAAGUUCAAGUUAACUCUAAGACAGGAGGUACAAAGGCCUCAUCUCAAAGUGGUGGAUAUGUUCACCAAAGCCAAAGCGAGGUUCAAGCUAACGACAAAGGUGGUCUAGCUGAUUCACAAUCAAGUGGUCCAGGACAGACAUCAUCUCAAGCUCAAAUUGGCUUCAGACCUAAACAAGAAGCCGAUGAAAGCAUUCAAUCUUCAGGAGGUGGACAAGCAUCAGCACAGUCUUCUAGUCACUCAGGACAAUCACAAUCACAAAUUCAAGGUCAAUCUAGGUUUGGAAUCUCAUAUCAUGGAGCCGCUCAAUCAGCUUCAGGAACAAAGGAACAAGUCGCGACUUACAGAGAGCAGAACCGACAACUUUUCCAAUCCAUAAGUGAUUUUGGAAAUACUGACAGUAUUAUCGAUAAAGUAGACAGUGCUUACGGUCCACCGGAAGGUGUUCCACUUCCAAACAACGAUGUUCAGCUGCGUUCAUCCUCAAAAUCAAACGAUGUUAAACCUCUGCCACACCCAUCAAGCAAGGACUCAGAUGAACCCGCCGAGGAGGAAGAAGAGGAAUACGAAUACGGCGACGACGAAGACUACAGCUACAAUGAGAACGUCGUGAAUAUGGGACAGAAGACUGCACCUGAAAAGGGAGCAAGCACUACAGCAAAGCCAUCCGCUUCCGCCACAAAGAUCUUCUCUCAAAACACACCAACCCAAAGCCAAAAAGCAGCUGUCGCUGAUCCCAAGGACAAGUUCUCACUCAUUCAAAAACAAAAUGGACGUACCGUGAAUUACAUUCCCCGUUCAACAACCGAAUCCAUUCCCAGUGGCUUCCGCGGAACCGUUAAUGUUGAGAAGAAGUUCCACACAAAAUCACUCGAUUCCACCAAAGAAAAAUCCGAUUCCGAGGGUAAAUCCAAGAAAAAACUUCCCGGUCCCGAUAGUUACGUAACGGUUACAAAGUCCGUCACCGGAAGCAUGGACAACACCAAAAAUCCUCCGGUGGAAAAUAAGAAUUUCCAAUCAACUUACUACACAAAGUCAUCAACUUGUGGUUACUUUACAUUCUCCUGCAAUAUAGUUUAUGGAGCGAAUGGACGAAGCAAAGUCUGCCGGCCCAAAGCACCAGCGAAUGGAAAAUGUUAGAGUUAUCUUCUUUAUUAAUUAAUUAAGAAUAUUAAGUUAAUUUUUUUUAACUAUAUCCAACAGCAAAAUAGAAGUUGUUUUUAAGUAGAGUAACGCCGAGUUUUAUUCACUGUUCUUUUAAUAAAAUUAUCUAAAUCUUAUAAAUAAUAAUCAUA
Eupeodes corollae is the source of this 6214-nucleotide messenger RNA. It is a transcript of the gene prc, whose product is annotated as fibroin heavy chain. NCBI's taxonomy places the organism in Eukaryota, Metazoa, Arthropoda, Insecta, Diptera, Syrphidae. The transcript is spliced from 10 exons. The coding region runs from base 690 to 6059 and encodes 1789 amino acids. The record is from RefSeq and is a predicted model, not a curated record.